Messenger RNA from Tinamus guttatus (white-throated tinamou), 6043 nucleotides. NCBI's taxonomy places the organism in Eukaryota, Metazoa, Chordata, Aves, Tinamiformes, Tinamidae. The record is from RefSeq and is a predicted model, not a curated record.
AUGAGCGGCAUUUGCCGGCCGGAGCGGCGGUUCCCUCGCUGCAUCCCGUCUCUGCCGGGCAGGAUUCCCGGGAACCUGGAAAACGUCCGGAGCGACAAGACGCCCGGCUUCAUGCCGGAGGUGCUGGCCCUGCUGCGCGCUUGCACGCAUAAGCUGCAAAGCGCCCCGGAGCCCGGCGCCGUGCCGGCGCUGGAGAACGCGGUCACCUACGCGCUGCACCUCUGCGAGUGCCUGCUGGACCCCUACCAGACGUGGAGGCGGCAGCUGAGCGGGGAAGUGGUCAGCGCCGCGGAGAAGAGCAAGUACAAGUUCACCCCUGCCGUGCUGCCCCCCGAGUUCGGCGCCUUGUUCCAAGAGAGUUUCCAAGCCAGCGUGCAGCUCCCGGAUGCGCUCCAGCUCCGGCUCAUCCAUCUUUUCGGAGCCAUCCUCUCUGGAGACAAGGUAGCAGCAGGGGCCGUGGCGGCUGCGUUCACCUGGGUCUACGCCAUCCCCGCCAUGCUGCGCUGCGACGACCGCCCCGUGCUGCAAGCCGUCUUCCUCAGCAACAACUGCUUCGAGCACAUCAUCCGCCUCAUCCAGAACAGCAAGCUCUACCUCGGCAACAAGCAGGAGGCAGGUGGCCACGAGCUCGAGCUCUCGGCACCGGAGCAGCCGUCCGAGGUCGCGGACGGCGCGGCCGUCGCGGUGCACGCCGUCGCGGUGCUCACCUCCAUCAUGAGCGACUCGCCGUCGGCCAAGGACGUGGUGAACUGCGUGGGCGGCAUGGGCGUGCUGCUGCCGCUGCUCGAGCGAGUGGCGGCCGAGCCGGAGGAGGCCGGGGACGAGCCGGAGGCCAACGAGCUGGUGGGUCCCGAGCUGACGUCCUGCAGGAGCGCCCAGGGCCUCCUCAUCCCGCUGGGCAAGUCCUCAGAGAGCCGUCUGGAGAGGAACAGCGUGGCCGCCUUCCUGCUGCUGGUGAAGAACUUCAUCCAGAACCACCCAGUGAACCAGGAGAGCCUGGUGCAGUGCCACGGGCCGGCCAUCAUCGGGGCGCUGCUGCAGAAGGUCCCCAGCCCGCGGCUGGACAUGAGCCUGCUGAUGGCCUCGCAGAUGCUCAUGGAGCAGGUGGCCUCCGAGGGCAGCGGCCUCCUGCUCCACCUGCUCUACCAGCACCUCCUCUUCGAUUUCCGCAUCUGGAGCAACAGCGACUUCGCCGUGCGCUUAGGUCACAUCCAGUACCUGGCCAACAUCGUCAAGGACCACAAGCAGCGCAUCCGCAAGAAAUACGGCGUGCAGUACGUGCUGGACUCCAUCCGGACGUACUACGGCACCCCCAAGGAGAAGCCCACGGCGUCCGACAACGUCAAGACGGUGCAGACAUCCCUCUUCAGCCUGGUGAAGGACUUCUUCUGCAGGAGCUUCUCCGCGGAGGAGAUGCAGAGCUUGCUGAGCUACGUGGUCGCAGCGCAGGACGAGCAGCAGGUGUGCGGCGCCCUGGAGGUGAUCCACAGCCUGCUGAAGGGCUCGCCGGCCCAGGAGCAGCUCUUCGCCUUCCUCUUCGAGCCGGGCAACGUGGAGGUCCUCUUCUCGCUGCUGGUGCAGAAGAAGUUCUCGGAUGAAGUGCGAGAAAGGGUCUUCAAGAUCCUCUACAAGAUGCUCAAGUACGAGAAGGUCCCCGAGCGCAGCAAGAACCGCCUGAAGCUGAAGGACAUCGGCUACCAGGGGCUCAUCGCCUACCUCAGUGACGUCCCCAGCUCCGUGCUGCUCUUCCGCUGCCUCUCAGAGCAGGUCCUUGGCGCAGAUCCCCCCAACUACAAGGACCUGGUGGCCGUGGUUUACCUGUCCCACCGCGCCGAGCUGACCGUCCGGCUCGAUAUCUGCCGUAAGCUCUUCCACUUGAUCUACUCCCAGCACGACAUGGUGAAGCAGCUGGCAAAGCUGGCGGGCUGGCAGGACACGCUCACCAAGCUCUACGUCAAGGAGUCCACGAGUCCCGCCAGCACACCUCCCCUUUAUGGCGUCUACCAGCCGCUCUCGCCCUUCUCCACCUCUCCGUUCGACCUGGGGCUGGACCUGGCCAGCACCAGCUCCAUUGCCACGGCGGAGAGCGGGAACCGGACCCCGGCCAGCGGCCCCGGCACCCCAUCCCCUCUGGAGACCUUCAAGCCCUUUCCGGGGCUGCGAGCUCGCAAGAGCUCGAGUCUCUCCAAUGUCCUUGAUGAAAGCAGCUACCAGGACACACUGCCUUGUGACAACAUCUCCAACACCAGUAACCCCCAGCAAAUGCCCGAGGAGGAGCUGUGCAACCUGCUGACCAACAUCAUCUUCUCGGUGACGUGGCGCGGGGUGGAGGGCUGGGACGACGCGGCCUGGAAGGAGCGCGGCCAGGUCUUCUCGGUGCUCACCAAGCUGGGCACAGCCUGUGAGCUGGUGCGGCCCCCUGACGAGAUCAAGCGCAGCCUCCUGGAGAUGAUGCUGGAGUCGGCGUUCACGGACCUGAAGGAAUCGUCGCCGGCCGCCCUGCCCAGCCUCACCCAGAACGCCCUCAAGCUGCUGCGGCUGCUCCAGGACUUCUUGUUCUCCGAGGGACACAACAACCAGGCCCUGUGGAGCGAGAAGAUCUACGAGGGGGUGAGCAGCCUGCUGGACAAGCUGGGUGUGUGGUACCACCUGGCCAACGGCACCUCCGACCUCAAGGAGAUGGCCCAGACGGGCCUGCGCAUCCUCGUGGGCUACAUCAUGCUGCAGGACCCUCAGCUGCACUCGCUGGCCUACGUGAAGCUGCACAGCCUGCUGCAGACGGCCUCGGCGCCGCGCAAGGACGUGGCCUGCUACCUCCUGGGCAAGCUGGAGACCCCGCUGCGGCGCUCGCUGGACGCCAAGUCGGAGGUCUUCUCCUGGCUGGUGCCCAUCAUCCGCACGCUCAUGGACCAGUGCUACGAGAGCCUGCAGCUGCAGCACUUCUUGCCCUCGCUGCCCCCCACCAACGGCAGCCCCACUUUCUACGAGGACUUCCAGCUCUUCUGCGCGACCGCCGAGUGGAGGGGCUUCAUCGAGAAGCACGAGCUGGUCCUGGAGCCGUCGGCCAAGCGCGCCAAGGCCGAGAACAGCCGUCACGCCAACGUCCUCAAGCAGGCCGCCAACCACCACAGCACCGUGCUCAAGCAGUGGCACAGCCUGCGGCGCCUGCUGGCCUCGCCGCGCUCGGCGUGGGCCGACCGGAACCCACCGGAGACCCGCUGGAAGCUCUCCAGCGCCGAGACCUACUCGCGCAUGCGGCUGAAGCUGGUGCCCAACCUCAGUUUUGACCAGCACCUGGAGGCCAGCGCCCUACGGGACAACCUGGGAGCCGAUCACCUCCACAACCCCGCCGAGUCCCUCCCGCUCGCCGUGGCCAAGGAGGCCAAGGUGAGCGAGCUGAAGGACGACCAGCUGGCUGAAGAGGAUCUCCCCGUCCUGGAAAGCCAGAGCGAGCCCAAGGAGCAGAGCCAGCGGGAGAAGCUGGUGAUCUCGGAGGACUGCGAGCUCAUCACGACGGUGGCCGUCAUCACUGGCCGCUUGGAGGUCACCACUCAACACAUCUACUUCUACGAUGGCAGCAGCGAGAAGGAGGAAACAGAGGAAGGGAUCGGCUACGACUUCAAGCGGCCCUUGUCGCACCUCCGCGAGCUCCACCUGCGCCGCUACAACCUGCGCCGCUCGGCCCUCGAGUUCUUCUUCAUCGACCAGGCCAACUACUUCGUCAACUUCAAGAAAAAGGUGAGGAACAAGGUGUACUCCAGCAUCCUGGGCCUGCGCCCGCCCAACCAUAUCUACUCCAGCCGCCGCUCGCCCCAGGAGCUGCUCAAGGCCUCGGGGCUCACGCAGAAAUGGGUUCUACGGGAGAUCUCCAACUUCGAGUACCUCAUGCAGCUGAACACCAUCGCGGGGCGCACGUACAACGACCUCUCGCAGUACCCCGUGUUCCCCUGGAUCCUGCGCGACUACGUCUCGGAAACGCUGGACCUCAGCAACCCAGACGUGUUUCGAGACCUGUCCAAGCCCAUUGGGGUGGCCAACGAGCGGCACGCCAAGGACGUGAAGGAGAAGUACGAGAGCUUCGAGGACCCCACGGGCAUGAUCGACAAGUUCCACUACGGCACCCACUACUCCAACGCCGCCGGCUUCCACUCGGUGCCGGCGGCGUGGCAAGCGCGCAUGGAGAACCCCGUGGACGUCAAGGAGCUCAUCCCCGAGUUCUUCUACUUCCCCGAGUUCCUGGAGAACCAGAACGGCUUCGACUUGGGCUGCCUGCAGAUGUCCAACGACAAGGUGAGCGACGUGGUGCUCCCGCGCUGGGCCCGCUCCCGAGAGGACUUCAUCUACCAGCACCGGAAAGCCCUGGAGUCGGAGUACGUCUCGGCCCACCUGCACGAGUGGAUCGACCUCAUCUUUGGCUACAAGCAGCGGGGCCCGGCCGCCGUGGAGGCCCUCAACGUCUUCUACUACUGCACCUACGAGGGGGCUGUGGACCUGGACGCCAUCGCCGACGAGACGCAGAGGAAGGCUCUGGAGGGCAUCAUCAGCAACUUCGGGCAGACGCCUUGCCAGCUGCUCAAGGAGCCCCAUCCCGCGCGCCUCUCCGCCGAAAACGCCGCCCGCCGCCUGGCCCGCCUCGACACCCACUCGCCCAACGUCUUUGAGAACCUCGACCAGCUCAAGUCCUUCUUUGUGGAGGGCAUCAGCGAUGGAGUGGCCUUGGUGCAAGCCGUGGUCCCCAAGAACCAGGCCCAUUCCUUCAUCACUCAGGGAUCCCCCGACGUCCUGGUCACUGUGAGCGCCAACGGCUUGCUGGGGACCCACAACUGGCUGCCCUAUGACAAGAACAUCUCCAACUACUUCAGCUUCACCAAAGACCCCACCGUCUCCAACACCAAGACCCAGCGCUUCCUGCAGGGCCCCUUCGCGCCCGGCGCGGACCUGUCGUGCCGCACGCUGGCCGUGUCCCCCGACGGCAAGCUGCUCUUCAGCGGGGGCCACUGGGACAACAGCCUCCGCGUCACCGCGCUGGCCAAGGGCAAGGUGGUUGGCCACAUCACCCGGCACAUAGGUACGACGGCGUCCCUUGCUGCCACCAAGCGGCUCCUGGCCAGCUCCGGUGCCCUACACAGACCGUUGAGGUCUUCUCUCUUUGGCCAGGGUGGCUUUUCCAGCGGCCUGGCUCCCAAACCCGUCCAGGUCCUGUACGGCCACGAUGACGAGGUGACGUGCGUGGCCAUCAGCACCGAGCUGGACAUGGCCGUGUCGGGCUCCAAGGACGGCACCAUCAUCAUCCACACCGUGCGCCGGGGCCUCUUCAUGAAGUCGCUGCGGCCGCCCAGCGAGAGCUCGCUGCCCGUCGCCAUCUCCAGCCUGGCCGUGGGGCUGGAGGGCCAGAUCGUGGCCCAGAGCGCCGUGGGCGAGCGCUCCUCCCUCAAGGACAAGUUCGCCCUGCACCUCUACUCGGUCAACGGGAAGCACCUCUCCUCCGUCCCGCUGGACGAGCAGGUCACGGCCAUGUGCGUCACGGAGGACUUCGUGGUGCUGGGGACCAUGCAGUGCGGCCUGGAGAUCCGCGACCUGCAGAGCCUCCGGGCAGCGGUGCCACCCGUGCCCAUGCGGGUCCCCGUGCACAGCGUGUCCGUCACCAAGGAGAAGAGCCACAUCCUGGUGGGGCUGGAGGACGGGAAGCUCAUCGUGGUGGGGGCAGGACAGCCCGCGGAGGUAACCGCGGCCCCGGCGCUCCGGGUGCCUGCGGGACCGGGGGACGGUGUUGGUGGCCACUGUCGUGUGUCGCUGUCCUCUUGCGCCGCGCUGGCCGAGCGCCUCGACGCCUUCCAGGUGCUGCUCGACAGCGCCGCGGGGCUGGCCCUGCUGCGCGGGCGCCCGCUCCGCGCCGGCAAGCGCUGGCUCGUCUGGCUCAAGCUCGACUGCGGCAACGGGAGAGUCGGCGUGUGCCCCACGGACCCGGGCGCCCUGGCGCUGGCUCGGGCCAUCGCACAGGAGGCGCCGCGCGAGGUGGCCCUGGUCGGCGUCUACGCGCACU